CUAACGCCAGGCUGGCCGCCACCGGUGCUGCGGUUAUCCUGGCGCGUCGCUGGUGCCCGAGGCAUGCACACCCACUCCCAAUUUCGGUGGCUGGUUCGGAGAGGGGCUGGCGUGGCAUGUGGUACCAGGCAUCAAAUCUGGGCCAUUGCACUUGGAGGCAGGUCCUUGGUUUCCAAGUGGUUUAGCAGCUCGAGCAGAACAGCCAUGGUGGCCAGCGAGAAGGAUUUUGAAAAUGCGGUGCAUCAGGUGAAACUGUUGAAGGAGGAUCCAGGAAAUGACGCAAAGCUAAAACUGUACGCCCUGUAUAAGCAGGCCACAGAAGGACCUUGUAAUGUGCCCAAACCACGUGUGUUCGACUUCCUUGGCAGGGCCAAGUGGGAUGCGUGGACCGCCCUAGGCAGCCUGCCCAAGGAAACGGCCCGGCAGAACUACGUGGAUUUUGUUUCCAGCCUAAGGCCUUCACUUACAUCCUCCAGCGGGGAGGGGCCUGCAGCCCACAGGAGCCUGCCUGAGUCGGAGGAUGUUGUGGUGACCUCCAAAGACAGCAUCACUGUAAUUACACUGAACCGGCCGGCCAAAAAAAAUGCCAUCACCUAUCAGAUGUAUCAAGAUAUCACACUUGCACUGAAAGCUGCGAGCAAGGAUAACUCCACCAUCACAGUUUUUACAGGAAAUGGCAACUAUUACAGCAGUGGGAACGAUCUGAGUAACUUCUCUAAUAGAUCCGGCAGUUUACAGCAGAUGUAUGCAGAGAGUGCGCUUACCCUGAGGAAUUUUGUGGACUCUUUUAUCGACUUCCCUAAGCCGCUGGUGGCCCUGGUGAACGGUCCAGCUGUGGGAAUCGCCGUCACCGUGCUUGGGCUGUUCGAUGCUGUGUACGCAUCCGACAGGGCAACAUUCCACACUCCAUUCAGCAGUCUUGGCAUUACCCCGGAAGGAUGCUCUUCAUACACUUUCCCAAAGAUAAUGGGCCCAGCCAAGGCAGCUGAGAUGCUUAUUUUUGGGAAGAAGAUCACAGCAAGAGAGGCAUGUGCUCAAGGCCUUGUUACAGAAGUUUUUCCCCACAACACUUUCCAGAAAGAAGCCUGGGCCAGGUUGACUGCGUACGCCAAGAACCCUCCAAAAGCAAUGAGAAUCGGAAAGCAGCUACUCAGAAGCUUCGGAAAGGAAACUCUGCACGCGGUCAAUGCCGAGGAGUGCAGAGUGCUGCAGGAAAGGUGGCUCUCCGAGGAGUGCGUGAACGCCAUCCAGACUUUCUUCUCCAAGAAAGGGAAACUGUGAGCGCCGCGACAG
Messenger RNA from Octodon degus (degu), 1293 nucleotides. RefSeq names its product enoyl-CoA delta isomerase 2 (gene Eci2). The transcript has 11 exons. Gene Ontology annotation, molecular function: fatty-acyl-CoA binding. Lineage: Eukaryota; Metazoa; Chordata; Mammalia; Rodentia; Octodontidae. Bases 64 to 1281 code for a protein of 405 amino acids. The record is from RefSeq and is a predicted model, not a curated record.